This is a messenger RNA of Patiria miniata (bat star), 5728 nucleotides long. RefSeq names its product calcium-transporting ATPase sarcoplasmic/endoplasmic reticulum type-like. The coding region runs from base 226 to 3291 and encodes 1021 amino acids. The record is from RefSeq and is a predicted model, not a curated record. Gene Ontology annotation, biological process: intracellular calcium ion homeostasis; calcium ion transmembrane transport. NCBI's taxonomy places the organism in Eukaryota, Metazoa, Echinodermata, Asteroidea, Valvatida, Asterinidae. Gene Ontology annotation, molecular function: ATP binding; P-type calcium transporter activity; ATP hydrolysis activity. Gene Ontology annotation, cellular component: membrane. The transcript has 27 exons.
AUAUAACUCAUUCAGUAGUACGUACGUUCGGUUUGCUGCUUGUACACAUGUGCGUGGCGUCGAAAUGCACCAACUAGGAGAUUGAUUUUGAGCCCAUUUUUCUUCUUCAUCGAGACAGGGUUGAUUGGAAAGACGGGUUCGUGUGGAGGGCAGUCAUACAAGUCUGACUGAAGGGACAACCACUGGUACAUGUAAUUUAUACAAAUAUAGAGAGAGGUCUAAAUCAUGGAGUUGGCACAGGCAAAAGGUGUAGCGGAAACGCUGCAGUUUUUCAACGUCAAGGAAUCUCAGGGAUUGUCUCAAGCACAAGUCAAGGUUGCCCAGGAAAAAUACGGCCCAAAUGAGCUGCCAGCAGAAGAAGGUAAAGCACUUUGGCAGCUAGUCCUAGAACAAUUUGACGAUCUCUUGGUUAAAAUCUUACUUCUUGCAGCCGUGAUUUCAUUUAUACUAGCCAUUUUUGAGGAGGAUGAAGACGAGAAAGUCACAGCCUUUGUAGAACCUUUUGUCAUUCUGCUGAUCCUGAUAGCUAAUGCAAUUAUCGGAGUAUGGCAGGAGAGAAACGCAGAGAGUGCCAUCGAAGCAUUGAAGGAAUACGAGCCCGAAAUCGCCAAGGUGAUUCGCAUGGAGAAGUCCGGCGUGCAGAGAAUACGGGCGAAGGAUCUGGUGCCCGGCGACAUUGUAGAGGUUUCAGUUGGCGAUAAAAUUCCAGCUGACAUUCGUAUAUCCACCAUCAAGUCCACCACGCUACGUGUGGAUCAGGCGCUUCUAACAGGUGAGAGUGUGAGUGUAAUGAAGCACACGGAUACCAUCCCUGACACUAGAGCCGUCAACCAAGACAAGAAGAACUUGCUCUUCUCGGGUACAAACAUCGCAUCGGGAAAAUGUGUUGGCAUUGUCGUUGGCACCGGCCUGAACACAGAGAUAGGCAAGAUUCGGACAGAGAUGGUUGAGACUGAGACUGAGCGAACCCCCCUGCAGCAGAAAUUGGACGAGUUUGGAGAACAGCUGUCUAAGGUGAUCUCCAUCAUCUGCGUUGCCGUCUGGGCCAUCAACAUUGGCCACUUCUCCGACCCCUCUCACGGUGGUUCCUGGGUGCGGGGCGCCAUCUACUACUUCAAGAUUGCCGUGGCUCUGGCCGUCGCAGCUAUCCCAGAAGGCCUGCCUACAGUCAUCACCACGUGCCUGGCCCUCGGUACCCGUCGUAUGGCUAAGAAGAAUGCCAUUGUUAGAAGCCUGCCCUCUGUUGAAACCCUCGGCUGUACGUCAGUCAUCUGCUCUGAUAAGACAGGAACCCUCACAACCAAUCAGAUGUCUGUCAGUAGAACAUUUGUCAUGGACAAGGUACAAGGUGACAAGGUUAGCUUCCAUGAAUUUGAAGUCAGCGGAGUCACAUACGAACCAAAGGGCGAAGUACACAUGAAUGGCAGCAAGGCCAACCUGGCUAGUUUCGAGGCCCUACAGGAACUGGCCACCAUAUGUGCACUCUGUAAUGAGUCCAGCAUUGACUACAAUGAGACCAAGAACGUCUAUGAGAAGGUCGGCGAGGCCACCGAGACCGCCCUGACGGUCCUCGUGGAGAAGAUGAACGUCUUCGGCACAGACCUGACGGGCCUGGACAAGCACAAGCUGUCCAACGCCUGCAACCUGGCCAUCACCUCCCAGUAUAAGAAGGAGUUCACCUUGGAGUUCAGCCGAGACCGGAAAUCCAUGAGCUGCUACUGCACACCCACCAAGAUCACCAGAUCGGCUGGGGGCAAUAAGAUGUUUGUCAAGGGUGCCCCUGAGAGUAUCCUCGACCGGUGCACUGACAUACGCCUCAGUGUGAACAAGGUGCCUCUCACCCCGGCUGCUAAACAGCAAAUCAUUGACAAGAUCGCUGAAUAUGGAACAGGUCGUGACACCCUGCGCUGUCUGGGUCUGGCCACUGUGGACAGCCCCAUCAGAAAAGAGGACAUGGAUCUUGAGAAUGCCAACAACUUCAUCAAAUACGAGACCAACAUGACGUUUGUGGGCUGCGUGGGCAUGUUGGACCCACCGCGCAAGGAGGUCAUUCACUCUAUCGAAGACUGUAAGGCUGCUGGUAUCCGUGUCAUCGUCAUCACCGGCGACAACAAGAACACGGCCGAGGCUAUCUGCCGUCGGAUCGGGGUCUUCACUGAGACUGAGAGCACUGCAGGCUUGUCCUACUCUGGCCGGGAGUUUGAUGACCUAUCCACUGAGCUGCAGAGUAAGGCAUGCGCUGAAGCCAGGUUGUUCUCCCGAGUGGAGCCAGCACACAAGAGCAAGAUCAUCGAGUACCUGCAAGGACACGGAGAGAUCUCGGCCAUGACUGGUGAUGGUGUCAACGAUGCUCCAGCCCUGAAGAAGGCCGAGAUCGGUAUUGCCAUGGGCUCUGGUACGGCUGUCGCUAAGAGUGCCUCAGAGAUGGUAUUGGCCGACGACAACUUCUCCACCAUCGUGGUUGCCGUCGAGGAAGGCCGGGCCAUCUACAACAACAUGAAACAGUUCAUCCGUUACCUCAUCUCUUCAAAUAUUGGUGAAGUUGUCAGCAUCUUCCUGACAGCAGCCCUAGGCAUGCCUGAGGCUCUGAUCCCAGUCCAGCUGCUCUGGGUCAACCUGGUCACCGAUGGUCUGCCUGCCACUGCCCUCAGCUUCAACUCCCCCGACAUUGACAUCAUGGACAAGCCCCCACGCAAGGCCAACGAGCCACUCAUCAGUGGGCUGCUCUUCUUCAGAUACAUGGCCAUUGGAAUAUACGUCGGUGCUGCUACUGUAGGUGCGUCUGCCUGGUGGUUCAUGUAUCAUGUCAAUGGUCCUCGCUUGUCAUUCUGGCAGUUGACCCAUCAUUUGCAGUGCCCUCUGGAGCCAGAGAACUUCAAGGGGUUGGACUGCGAGAUCUUUGAUGAUCCGCAUCACAUGACCAUGGCCCUGUCUGUACUAGUCACCAUUGAGAUGCUGAAUGCAAUGAAUAGUUUGAGUGAGAACCAAUCUCUCCUAGUCAUGCCGCCAUGGUCCAACAUUUGGCUGAUUGGUGCCAUCAUCCUGUCCAUGGCUCUUCACUUUGUUAUCCUCUACGUCGACAUCAUGUCUACCGUGUUCCAGAUCACGCCCCUGGACUUCACCGAGUGGAUGGCCGUCCUGAAGAUCUCCUUCCCAGUCAUCCUCUUAGAUGAGAUGCUCAAGUUUGUGGCCCGCCGCACCAAUGACGGUAAAAGCUAUUCCGUUGGCCUGCACGGGCUGGUGGCCGGUGUGGCCAUUGCCCUUGCUGUCCUCUACCUCCUCCCCAUGUGAAUAAAAAGGGGUCUCUUUUACUCCUCUCAUACAACUUUUUUGGAUCUAAUUUAUUCAGUUUUUGUUUUAAAUUUUACAUUGUCUGUUUUUCCUUCUUGUAUGUGCUCUCUUGCUGCUGCGCAACAAUCACACAAAUUAUUACUCACACUUUUACUUUUUUUGUUUUCAAUUUAUUUUGUUUUUUGAGUUGGGGUUGUGUGAGGGUGGUUAACACGUGAGGAUGUGCCUGGUUUGUUUUUGUGCCUGAGACGAGUUGUGGUAAGAGGGCAGUCCUGUUUAGCAGGAAAACUGGAUUUGACAAAAACCUGAUGAUUUGGCAUUAAUUUUAUUAAGGUUACAUGAAAUAUUUUGAGUUGAUGCAAAAUUAGUGAGGGGAAGCAACUCAAAAGUGCUUUAAAAAAAUAAAAAAAAAAUAUAAAAUAAAUUCCUGUGAUAAGUUUGCACAAGACUUAAAUGGGUUGAAAUGGAAGCGCUUUUCUGUAUAAACCACCCUCCCCCUAAAAAAAACCCAUAAAAAAACCCCAAGACCUACUGCCUCUUACCAAGACAAACCUUUGUUGUGCACUUUUAAUUCGCUGGAAUCAUUUGCAUGAGGGUGGUAAUUUGUGUAUUCAAUCUGAGUUGGUAAACUUACAUGGCAGCCAUUUUGUUUUUCUCACCCAGUAGACAGAGCACCUAAUCAUGUUAUCAUGUGGCUUUGACUGUGUAAGACAGGGUGAUAGAUUUGGUGAAUUAGAACUUUGUGCUAAUGAACACGAAACUUAUUAUGCAAUAUGAAGAAUAAUUGAUGAGCCAGUUUUGACUCUUGGAACAAACGUCUGCUCUCAUUUUAGCUGUUGAAAUGUGUAAAACAAAAGCGUAAUUCUAUUGAAAUUCUCAGACGCUGUUUGAAGCUUGUGCUGAUUUUGUCACUGCCAUAGUUUAUCGAGCACAGUUCUGCUUGCAGCAACACCAUAUCAGUUUCUUUCAAAAGGAUAUGUUAUGAAUUUGAUUAUUUGGUCUAGUACCCCGCCUUACACAGUCUAUUCACCUCACUGGCACUCAACACAGCACGGUAGCCAUUCUUGUACUUACACUGCAUUCCUUUUGUUGCACUGUGCGUUCUUUUAGUUGUAGGCACGGAACGUUGAGUAAAGCUCCAAUAACUAUUGAUGUUGAAGUUCAUUCGAGUUCACCGAGUUUCGGUCCGUGUUUCAGUAGUUUCUGUCCACCUCUGUUGUAGACGAACUUUCACGAGCUACAGCUAAAAAAUAAAAACACCUAAAAAGUCACAGUUCGAAAGAUAUUCUUGUUAUUAGAUAAAAUACACGGGGAAAUUUUGUUAUCUCAAAAAUGUCAUUGCUACUCGCUGCAUCAUAAUUGUAUUUGUAGGAUGUUUGGGUUGUACAUGUUUAUGUUAAUGUUGGAUAUAUACAUAUGUAACAUUUUAUAUGAAAACAGUAAUUUUAGUAUUUAUGCAUCAUACGGGGAAUUAACGAAGGCACUAGAACUAGGUACGACCGAAUAACGGUAGGUUUAUGUUUGUACAUGAGUUCACACAAAUCUUAGAUUAUUUAGAAAUGCACGCUGUGUGACUCUUUUUGUCGGAAUGGUUUCUUGAUGCUAGAUUUUGUUCAAAUCGAAACUUUCUGUGGGGGUUUGGAUGCUCUAAGUUUGAAUUGACUUUGUACACGAGGUGCCCUGAGCACUUUAAAAAUUACUUUCAAACAAGAAAGCAUUUAUAAGUCAUGCUUUUUCAAAUUGUUUUUUUUUUGUCCUCUUUUUUUAAAGUGUUGCGUGAAGCAAUUUUGCAGCCCAUCCCUGAACUAUUUAAUAAUUUUUUUAUUUCUCCGAAUUACUGUUACCCGCCUGUUUCCAUUUUUCAAGUUUUUUUUUUACAGUUUGAAGCAUAAUUUUAGAAACUUUUUCAAAGGGAUUUGGGAAAAUUUGCAGACUUGGAUUUAAAGGAGUGAAAAACAUUAAUACAUUAAAGAAAUACAUUAAAAAUACCCAGGCUAAUUAAACUUGAAACUAUAUUUUCAAAGGUCUACAGAUAAACAGGUAUUUGUUAUUUAUUACUAAUAUUGUAUCAUUUAUUUGUUCAGUUCUUUCCAUGCGGUUUUAUUAACACGAUGUAAAAAUAUGUAAAUGUCCAUGUCCACUUUGUCAAAUACAACAGGAUAGUAUCUUUGCCGGAUUGCGAAACAAAAUCUAUCGAUUCAUUCUAAAUUCCCCUCUGGAAGAUGAGAGGCAAAGUUUAGAAAAGGGUUUGUAAUUUUUAACUUGAAUGAAAAUUGAAAUGAAUUUUUUGUCCCAGUCCAGGACCCUACAUAGUUGUGAAUUUUGUUGAGUCGUACGGUAUUAACCGCGAAAAAAAGUUUUGUUUGUGAUGUCGUGAUUGCAAUUGAUUUUUAUUGAGAAUAAACAGAUUGAAUGUUUUUAUGUACCUGAAACAAAA